UGGUAAAGCUCCCUUCAGGGGAGUGUCAGCUUCACUCUUACAAUCUCUAAACUAUAGGGUGCUCACUCUAUUCCUUUUCAAAGAGCUCUUUUAUUUCCUUCAGAGUUACUAGGCCAGCUCCACUUUAGAAUCAUCCUUAAUGUCAUACAAAGAUUUGGUGAAAAGCUGGCAUGAAGCUGUCCAAGCUUUGGAUAGGGAAAACUGGGGUUUGGCCCUGGAACUAUUCUCCGGAAUUGAAGAACCUUUUUCCAAGAUAUGCUUCAACAUGGGCUGUGUGUACCUGCUGAUAGGGAAUCCAGAGGCAGCCCUGCUGGCAUUAGAUCAAACAGUGAGUAAGGACUCUUGUCUGGCUGUUGGAUUCUUCCUGAGAGGAGAGGUUCACUUUCAUCUAGAAAGGUUUCCAGAAGCUCUUUCUGAUUAUUCCAUGGCCUUGGCCAACCUAAGAAACAAUACCUUCAUUGACUAUAAGCAACUGGGUCUUCGGUACAAAUUACAGACUUGGGAGGUGUUGUACAAUAUGGCAGCUGUUCAGUGCCAUUUGGGACUUUGGGAAGAAGCCACCAGAAGCUUAGAAAAGGCCAUCUCCAGGAGACCAGAAGGGAAUUCAACCCCUCUAGAAGCUGCUGCAGAGCAGGUACAGAAACGAAUAUUUCUGGAUCUUCUGCAAUUUCCCAAGGGUGAGAUCUUUCGCCCCCCAAAGAAGGAUGUAGAACAACUACAUGCAAAGGAUUUCCUGGGGAAGCCCAAGGUCAUUUCAUCUGUUAAUCCUAAUGACAAGUAUACUGGUUUUGAGCCUCUCAGACCACAGGAAAGUCACAAUGGAAUCCCAUUUUCAUCUAUAAAAGGACCUCAUAAAAGGCCCCAUUUAAACCAAGUUGGUAAACCAGUUUCUCCACUUCAAGGAUCCCCUCCUCCUGAAGGGAUUGGCAAGGGUUCCACAGUAUGUCCUGAAAUAUCGGUCCCAUCAAUCCAGGGAGAGGUGUCCAGCAGCCCAGACACAUCCAUCAACCUCAGUGUGCAAUGUACUUUCACCAUGACCCUGGAGGUGAAAAGGGGAGCAUCUGUGCCUGUCCUCAGAGCCCUGUUGAAAGACAAACUCCUGCAGCAAUUAGAAUGUGCGCAGCUCAGUUACAGCCAUCAGGACAGUGGGAGCUUCAUUCCUAUUUCUGGGGAAGAGGCAUGUAAAAAGAUGUGGCAUGAAGCAGCAGCGAACAGAAGACUGAGACUCCACUGCCAGGGAACAGAGUGCUGUGGAGGCCGACGUGUGCUCUAUCAAAUGGUUGCUCAGUACAGCUACUCCGCAAAGGGACCUGAAGACCUAGAGUUCCAGAAAGGAGAUACUCUGGACAUUCUCUCUGAAGUGAAUGAGGAGUGGCUAGAGGGCCAUUGCUCAGGUCACAUUGGCAUUUUUCCCAAGUGUUUUGCUCAGAUGGCGAGUGUGACCAAAGAGGAACCUCCUAUUGAACCACCCAUGAUUUACAGCUUCUGAAGCCUUCCCUAGAAGAACCAGCACCAGGGAGUGCACAAGAAACAUAAUCCUUGCCAUCACUAGAGUUCCCAUUUCCCCAGUCAGAGUGUUCCCCAGAAGUCAUUCCCCAGGAGUCCCAUUUACAUACAGAUUCCUCCAGAAAAGUCUCUGCACUUAGAUUCAAUAACUCAAAACUGCAUCAAGAUCUUUGGGACACCCUGUAUGUGCACCCACAACAAUGUUAACAAUCCACUAUGUGCUACAGUGAAAAGAUUGGCAUAUUUUGUAAUCUUUUGCUAAUAAAUGGUCAUCCAGAUUUUUACUUUAACAUUGUAUGACAAAGAGAUCGAUUGGACCUGUGAUUUCACUGGCAUAGGGGAUUAUCAAGUGAGGAAACUCCCUCUAUCUUGUUUGUAAUUAGUGGUCUUAGAAAGUUGGCUAAAGCACUGAGAAUUUGAGUUACUUGGCCAAGAUCACACAACCAGCUUGUCUCACUUCCUUUAGAAGAGCUGAACACCUAGCUUCUGGAAGGGAAUCACUUCUGAGGACAUCAGCUUCCUGACUAAUCGAAUCAUAGGAUUUGGAAAUGGGAAAAGGGACCCAGAUCACUGAAUGAAUUCAUUUUAUAGAGGGAGAAAACAAGACUUCUGUGGUUACAAGGUUAAGAAAUAGCAAAACAGGGAUCUAAACUUGGGUCUUUUAAAAAGUACUAGAGUACUUUUUCUACUGUGUCCAAUAAUCAUUAAAUUAGAAAGAAGCUAGAGGGCAGCCAGAUCAUGCCUGACUACCAACCUUAGAACCCAGGUUUCCAGACCUCCUAGCCCAUUGCAUUCUAGUUCUAAUUUUUUAU
Messenger RNA from Sarcophilus harrisii (Tasmanian devil), 2318 nucleotides. It is a transcript of the gene NOXA1, whose product is annotated as NADPH oxidase activator 1. Gene Ontology annotation, biological process: superoxide anion generation. Bases 140 to 1489 code for a protein of 449 amino acids. The record is from RefSeq and is a predicted model, not a curated record. Gene Ontology annotation, molecular function: superoxide-generating NADPH oxidase activator activity; protein binding. The transcript has 12 exons. NCBI's taxonomy places the organism in Eukaryota, Metazoa, Chordata, Mammalia, Dasyuromorphia, Dasyuridae.